AUGAGAGCCCUCCCCCUCACUGACGACUCCCCCCCUCUGAUUGAGGGCAGCCAGGCCGUGCUGGAGGACUACACAGACGCCGUCGGGUACAGACGUGGCCCGCUGAAUCCUGACUUGCACCAAGCAGAGCCAGAUGACAAAUCCUCCACCUACACCCUGACCAACGUAGCGCCAUUAAUCACAGACUUCCUGGAUACCUCCUGGAAUCCAUACUUGGACACCGUCCGCCGGCGCCUCAAUAACUUCUGCCAAGGCAAGUCUUUCAUGGUGGCAGGGGUGACGGUUUCAGGGGCGACUAUCCAGCGAGAUAACAGGGACCGCCUAGCGAUCCCGAAACACUUGUGGCUGGCGUACUGCUGCCCCUGGUUCGACCGCAACUCCCCAUAUGAGGUGAGGUUUAUGUUCCCCAGUUACGGGGGCUAUGCACUGAAUGGACAGACUGGCCACAGUGUGGUGGAGGUGCCUGUGAAGUCUCUGGAGGACUUCCUGAGGAGCCAGACAGACAUCUUUAGGGACAUGACUAUUUUCUAUAAAGGCUGUGUGUCAGAAAAUCCCCUCGAGGCGAAUAGAGACAUGGCCUGA
Messenger RNA from Pleuronectes platessa (European plaice), 582 nucleotides. Its product is annotated as endonuclease domain-containing 1 protein. The transcript has a single exon. Lineage: Eukaryota; Metazoa; Chordata; Actinopteri; Pleuronectiformes; Pleuronectidae. Bases 1 to 582 code for a protein of 193 amino acids. Gene Ontology annotation, molecular function: nucleic acid binding; hydrolase activity; metal ion binding. The record is from RefSeq and is a predicted model, not a curated record.